Stylophora pistillata is the source of this 4913-nucleotide messenger RNA. Its product is annotated as tetratricopeptide repeat protein 28. Lineage: Eukaryota; Metazoa; Cnidaria; Anthozoa; Scleractinia; Pocilloporidae. The record is from RefSeq and is a predicted model, not a curated record. Gene Ontology annotation, molecular function: protein binding.
AUGGCUGUCAUCUCUGUGUCCUCUUACUUCAUAAAGACUUUGGAUGACCUUUUCAACAAAACCUUUCGUUCUUUUGGAGUUUUGCCUAGAGAGCUAUGCGAAGACCGAUCCUUGGAUGACAUCGAUAAACAUGAUGACAGCCUCGCCCAACGAAAUGAAACCGAAGACACCGACAGGUAUCUUCAAAUGUUUUACAAAUUGAUUAUCGCUCCUGUGGCCAAUUUACUCACAGGGCCUGAAGUCAUCAUUGUUCCCGAGCGGUCUAUGUAUCGAGUCCCAUUUGCAGCGUUGCGUGAAGAGACUGGCAAGAAAUUUCUAACAGAGAAUUUAAGGAUCCGUAUCGCCCCUUCUUUGAUGACUCUGAAACUCAUUCAGGACAGUCCACCCAACUAUCACAGCCAGACCGGUGCAUUGAUAGUGGGCGAUCCCGUAGUUGGCGAGGUGUUGUACAGAGGAGCUCGGAAGAACAUCACAGAAUUGCCUUGUGCAAGAAAGGAAGCAGAAAUGGUUGGACAACUGAUGGGUGUUGAGCCUUUGAUAGGAGAGCGUGCAACAAAGCAGGCGGUACUCGACGGAAUAGACAAAGCGAGUCUGAUCCAUAUUGCCGCCCAUGGUAAUGCGGAAAGGGGACAAAUUGCCCUGGCUCCCAAUCGCACUACUGAGGGUACUGGUUUUCCGAAAGAAGAAGACUACCUUCUGACCAUGGAGGAUAUUUCACAAGUUCAACUGCGAGCUAAACUGGUAGUACUUAGCUGUUGUCACAGUGGCAAGGGUCAAAUCGGCUAUGAAGGCGUGGUUGGAAUAGCUCGUGCGUUCCUUGGAUCCGGUGCUCGCUCAGUGUUAGUUGCAGGGUGGGCCCUGGAGGAUAGGGCAACAGAACAACUCAUGAACCAAUUCUACAAACACCUUGCUGGUGGAGAAAGUGCCAGUGAAUCUCUACAUCAGGCCAUGAAGUGGAUGAGAAAUAAUAGGUUUACUAAAGUUUCCCAGUGGGCUCCUUUUAUGCUGAUUGGAGAUGACGUGAAAAUUGACUUCAAGGGUGAAGCAAAGAAGACCCCACCUGCUAAAGACUAAAAUGAGAAACAGUUGCACACAGGCCUGAAGAUUCAUGGCUGUCAUCUCUGUGUCCUCUUACUUCAUAAAGACUUUCUGUUGCCCAGUGAAGCAGGUGUAGCUUUUGGAUUGAACACAAUUUUUAAGCCUGAGGAAAUUCGAUUUUUUUCUUUCAAUUGUGCAAAUUAAGGAGUUCUUAGUUGUGAAGAUUUUAUGGAUACAAAAUAAGACAGACCUGGUUGCAUGAUGCAUUAAUUUUUCAGUCUUGUCAUGCAACACAUUCUCUCUGAAUGCAUUGUGCGAAAGAACAAACUUUGGUUGCAAAGGAAACUAGGAAUGAUGCUAUAAUAAGACAAAAUGUCAUGAUGACUUUUUCAUCAUUUUUUAGUAAAAAUAACAAAUAUCAGAAGUAUUUUUUUUUGUUUAUAAUGUAGGAAGGCAACAUGCCACUUUACCUACUUAAGUUAAUUUGAGGAUUAUUUCAGGAAAUGGCUCAAGGUUGCUGUUUACUAAUAGAAAUUAUUAAGGCAGUUGACAAGUAAAAGCUUUUACCUGAGAGAAGAAUUUGGAAGAGCUUUUCCUUUUGCCAUAGACUGACUGUUUGAUUUUGAAGAAGCUUCAUAAGUAAGCUCAAGGUGUCUUAGCUUCAGAGUGUUUUUUGUAAGUUUUUUCUCCCAAGAGCUAGAGGAUGUAUAUAGUUUCUGAACACAAAUUUUUAACAAGACUGAACUUGUAGGUUUUGUGUUUGACUGGGAAGAGCAACUUGGAGCUGUUGCAUUUUUCCUCAUCCUUUUCCUUUUGUGCACCAAUUUUUUUUUUCUCAUAUAGUAUAAAGAGAUUAUGUAUUAAUUAUCUUAUGGGAAGGCAGAUUUAGAAGUUCUCUUCCCAUUUGCGGAAAUUACUUGCAUGUUUAAAUAUUGUAGUUGUUUUCAGUGAAUAUGUAAGUUAUAAUCGUGAUCCUGUAUAACUGCGAAUUCUUUCGUGGGAAAUCAGAUUUAGAAGGUCUCAACCCAUACCCAGAAUUAGUUGCAUGUUUAAAGCAUUCCUUAGAAGGGUGCAUGUGUAGGUGUUUUACUUUAAAAAAAGAUUGGAUGGGUGGGGUGGGGGGGGGAGGGUGAGGCUAUUGCCUUCCUCUCCGCAUCCUUUUCACCCUGUGUACAUAUUGUUUUUAGUCAAUUAGCUUAUAGUGAUUAUGUACCAAUUCUCUGAUGGGAAAGCAGAUUGAGAAGGGCUUUACCCACUUGUAGAAAUUACUUUCAUGUUUAAAGUGUUUCAAUGGUGCAUGCCUAAAUGUUAAUCAGCAUAUAGUAAUUAUGUAAUGAUUCUCUUAUGGGAAAGCAGAUUUAGAAUGUCUCCACCCAUUUGCAGAAAUUACUACCAUGUUUAAUGUGUUUCAAUGAUGCAUCCCUAAGUCAUCUACAGGAAACAACCCCCUGAUCCUUGUUGCCUUGUGCACCAGUUGCUUUUAGUGAAUCUGUAUACUAAGUUAUAGUGAUCAUGUAUUACUAGGAAUUCUCCCAUGGGAAAGCAGAUUAAGGUCUCAACCCAUUUGCAGAAAUUAUUUGCCUAAUCAAAGUAUUUUCAGGGUGCAUGCCUAAGUGUUUAACCUUAAAAAAAAGUUGGUGGGGGAAGGGGAGGGGAAGGGUGUGGCUAUUACGUUCCCCACCCACACUUUUCACCAAGUGUACUUAUAGCUUUCAGUUGAUUUGUAUAUGGUGAUCAUGUAUUGGCAAUUCCCUUAUGGAAAGCAGAUUUAGGUCUCUUCCCAUUUGAAGAAAUCACUCGUAUGGUCACAUGUACUAGGCGUGUUAAAUAUUUUGUAUUAAACAUUGGCCAUCAAGCCUUGAUCUUUGGUUUAUCUUGCAUUUCACAAUUGAAUGUUUUCUCCCAUGAAGAAAAGCUGAGGCUAAAAAAAUGGAUAAAAACCCACAGCACUGUGAAUUUUACUGUACAAGGACUGUUUAAAAGGUAACCCCACUUUUAUUUCUAAUUAGAUUGGCCCUCUUCUUAGAUGAAGGCAUUGCUUAAGCAUGCUCAAGUAUACUGGCACUAGUAAAAACAAGGACUAAUACACCUUUGCCAUUGGGUCAAUGCACUGACCAAGUUACUCUCUCACAUUCUAGUUUAUCCUUUAACCCUGACUUCUGUAUGUAUAUCUUCCAUGUUCUCCUUACAUUCUCUGGGAGACUGACUUGAAGAAUUUCUUAAAGGAUCAAGAGCCAGGGCACUUUGAAACGUGGGUGGGUUAUUUUUCACCCAGUCAUAUGUGUACCCCCACUCAAAUUUUCCAAAAUACUCUCUGCCUUGUUUGUUGGCACAAGAAAACCUCUUUGCAAUCUUUACUGUUUUGAGUGCGAAAUUAAUGAUUUGUGGCCUUCUCUUACUUUCUCUAGCACAGUCAAAACCUUUAAGCCUAGCAUUCAAUUGGGUUCCUGUAGACAAAAUUGACUUGUCCUAUAUCCUAUCUUGUUUAAUGGAAAGCUGUUGCAGUUGAUAAACUUCUCGCACACAGGCCAGAGCUGUUCAAAAGAAGUUUUAAAACUAAUUUGCGAGGCAUGAUGCUGAUAAAAUUAUUUUAAAAAAUCACAAGUUGAAUGUCUUGCCAAUGUUUACGCUGUGCUAGAGAUAUUCUUGAUACCAAAAGGUGGGGCUGAGUCCCCCCAAAUAUUAGCAUAUGAGAGUUUCUUUAAAUGGAGAUUGUUUCCCUAAUUCUCAAGACCCUGAUGUUUAAUUCCACAGUGAUAUUGUGAGGAAAAACUGGAUGCUACACACUUAUCAGUUAAAGGGUUAAUCAUGACUGCCUGGGAGACCUUGACUUUCUCCCCAAUUAUGAUGGAUGCCAGUCAUGAAAUCGAAUAUUGUAUUGAACAAGUCAUGGCUUAACAUUUACAGGAAUUUAAAACCUUUCAGUUAAAGAUACAAAAUUACUUUAUAGUGCUGUGUUACUCAAUGGAGUUGAUUUUAUCAUUUACAAAUGAAACAAAAUGCUAAAAGGGACAAUGAAAUGAAAAUAAUAAAAGAAAAUGCAUUGAAGCAUAAAAAAUGGCGAGUGAUCUUAUGGUGAUUGGUUUAAAGAGGCAUCUCAUAGGUCAAGAGGAUAGAGCAAAUUAUGAAGACUACUCAUGGAGCAGAGUUAGACAAAAAGAAAUUAAAUUCUGGAUUGCUUUUGACACUCAAUUGGAAGUUGUUCUAAUCACAACGCUUCUAACAGUUUAAUUCUUGACAGGUGCUUCUCCCAGGUAAAUCUUGUUUUGAUUCGUUAAAAAGUUCGCAGUGCAUCAAUGCUUUUGCAAAGCAAUAUGUAUGCUCAUUACGGCUGAUAUUACCUUGUAACUAAGUCAAGUAAAAUGUACAAAGAUUAUUCAAUUCUAAUGUAUUGAGUAUCAUGAAGCCAUGGAGAUGAAAGUUUUAACGGAGCAAUAUCAAAGAAGACUCCUUUCUAAUCCCUAGCUUUGCAAGUUGUAUUCAGUAGUGAAAUAAACUUUGUGCAUUUUCAUGGCUUAGAUCAACACAACAAAAGUUGGUUCAAGACUGAAUUUAUGGACUAGCUCUAUGUCUUAACUCUUGUAACAUGCAAAGCUUCAUUACAACGGUAAUUUGAUUGAAAUCAAAAGAACAAAGCAAGAAAAACACAACAUACAUAUCCCUGGAAAUUCCAAUACAAUUUAUAGGAUUGCCAUUUAAGAAGAAGCUAUUAUGUUUAUUAUAAACAGCAAACAUCUGCAAACCUAAUGCAUAGUGGAUUCAUGAUGGAAAAAGGUUGAGUUCCAGAAAAAUUCCAAGCAGUAACAAUUACUUCAUGUGAACACUGCAAUGUAAUCAUGUACUGAACGAAAAAAGGAGAGUAAAAUGAAAAAAAA